Galleria mellonella (greater wax moth) is the source of this 1074-nucleotide messenger RNA. Its product is annotated as putative odorant receptor 92a. Gene Ontology annotation, molecular function: odorant binding; olfactory receptor activity. Gene Ontology annotation, cellular component: plasma membrane. The transcript is spliced from 7 exons. Gene Ontology annotation, biological process: sensory perception of smell; detection of chemical stimulus involved in sensory perception of smell. NCBI's taxonomy places the organism in Eukaryota, Metazoa, Arthropoda, Insecta, Lepidoptera, Pyralidae. The record is from RefSeq and is a predicted model, not a curated record. The coding region runs from base 1 to 1074 and encodes 357 amino acids.
AUGGAGCAAGAGAGUCAAGAGAAAAUGUUAUUUCAAAAGUACUUGGAUCGAACAAAUAAAUUUUUAAAUAUUACGGGCAUGUACCUGAAGGAGGAGGAUAGUAAUAGAUCACUAAUACAACGCCUUCGUCAUCGUUGGUUCUACUGUUUUAAUUCUAUCUGCUUUAAUACAGCUAUUAUUGGACAAAUCGGAUGGUAUAUCGAAGCUAUUAUGACUGAUAAAAGCAUUACAGAAAUCACUUACUUCAUGCCGUGUGUCACACUUUGUUUCUUAGGAAAUUUGAAAGCCUUUUAUUUUGUGAAAUAUGCUCAUUAUGUUAACGGUGUAGUAGACAAUUUAAAAAAAUUGCAGAAUUUGUCUUCAGAAAAGCAAAAAUAUCGAGAUGACGUCGAAGAAGAAAUGCUAAAGAAUGGAUUGAGGAUCUAUAACAUGUUUACGUACAUGCUUGUAUGUACAAAUGGAUGUGGAUUGUUAUCGUUUAUAAUUGGUCCCCUACUCACUAUGGCUGUUUAUUAUUAUACAACCAGCAAAAUUGUAUACCUUGUGCCCUUUUUUAUAUGGUAUCCUAACGAAAAAUAUGUAAAUUAUGCUUUUCGAAGACAAUUUAGAGAAAUAAUUCAAAGGCAUAAAAUAUUAAUUGAUUGCGUAAAUUUACUGGAAAUAAUUUACACUAAAUCGACUUUAUUCAACGUUGCUACAAGUUCGCUUAUCAUUUGCGUUACCGGCUUCAAUAUAACGACAAUAGACAACAUAAUCGUGAUGAUGCCUUUCAUUUCUUUCCUUCUAAUGGCUUUGCUACAAAUAGUUGUUUUAUGUUACUAUGGCGAUAAAAUAAUGGAAUAUAGCUUGGAAGUAAGUAAUGCAGUAUACAGAAGUCAGUGGUAUAUGGCUGAUGCUGCUGUCAUGAAAGAUUUACUAUUUCUGUCCCUCAGGACUCAAAGAGCAUGCAAACUAACUGCAUAUGAAUUUACUGACAUUAAUUUAAAUACGUAUGCUAGGAUAAUAGGCAGGGCUUGGUCAUACUUUGCUUUGCUGCAAACAGUAUAUGGACGAAAAGGCGCUAAAAAUCAUUAA